Messenger RNA from Stylonychia lemnae, 1161 nucleotides. The record is from the annotation of a GenBank genome assembly. NCBI's taxonomy places the organism in Eukaryota, Ciliophora, Spirotrichea, Sporadotrichida, Oxytrichidae.
AUGUAUUUACUAAGAAGUCUUUAAAAUCAUGAUUUCUAUAUGAUUAACUGUGAUGAACACUUAAAUAAGAAAGCUCGCAGCUACUGCAAGACUCAAAAUAAAAUUGUGUGCAGUAAAUGUUUAUAAACUGAUCUCCAUUCUCAUUUGUAGCGAGGUCAGAAAACACAUUUCGCUUUAGAACAGAAAUUUCUAGAUGAGUCAUUCAGUAAAAUGAUUCCAAUCCUUACUGAGGAAAUUUACUAAAUUCAGAUACUGAUGGAUAACAUUAAUUCUUUCAUCAAUAAAGAAAGAAGCUUUAGUGCUAGUGAAAUUGAGAAAAUGAUUAAUAAAAAUUGCUAUGUCAUUCAGUAAUCUGAUCUUGAUGAUAAACUUAAAAAUAACUUUAAAUAGAAUUCUGAUGUCUUAAACUUUAUUUCUAAUUUCAGUGAAACUUUCUAAUAGAUUAAUCAAAUCAAUAAUGAGGAAUCAAAAGAAUAAUAGUAAGAUUAAAAAGUAGAUUUGCAGUCAAAUCAUCUGAAAAAUAAAACUAGCUUAGCUUAAUAAAAGUCAUUGAAGGAAUAGCUAGAGAAAGAGACAUUAUCAAAAUUAAUGGAACAAGAUAAGACUAAAUACUUAGAAUUCAGAAGAUUAGUAGAUUUUCAUUUGGGGAAAUUGAGUAAAAAUAUUAGAGUAAAAAAUAAGUUAUUACCGAUAACUGGAUAAACUAAUUUGAUUUAUAAAGCAACAAGAGAUGGUUUCACAGCUAAUCAUUUUCAUUAAAAGUGCGAUAACUAAGGUCCAACAAUAUCAAUUAUCUUGAGUGAGCAUGGUUAAGUCUUUGGAGGUUACACGUCGAUAUCUUGGAAAUAAGUUAAUGAAUAUAUUUAAGACUCAGCUGCAUUUGUAUUCAGCUUGACCAAAAACUCACUUCAUUAAUAAUUUCAAAACUUUGAAAAAGGUGUUAUUCAUAACAUAGCUAAUUUAAUGAUAUUUGGCAGUGGUCAUGAUAUUUUUAUCAGCAAUAAUUGCAGCCAAAAUAAUAGCGCUAGUGUUUGCUAUUUAGGUGGGACGUAUAUGACUCUGCAAGGUUAAAAGUUAUAUGAUUAAUAGGCUAAAGACCAUUUAGCAGGCGGUUCUUUUUUCAAAGUUAUUGAAAUUGAAGUUUAUUAAGUAGUAUCAUGA